This is a messenger RNA of Entelurus aequoreus (snake pipefish), 3032 nucleotides long. RefSeq names its product ubiquitin-conjugating enzyme E2Q family-like 1 (gene ube2ql1). Bases 1208 to 2062 code for a protein of 284 amino acids. The record is from RefSeq and is a predicted model, not a curated record. NCBI's taxonomy places the organism in Eukaryota, Metazoa, Chordata, Actinopteri, Syngnathiformes, Syngnathidae. The transcript has 3 exons.
GGUUUAAAUGUGUUUUUAUCUAAAUAAUAUUUGUAAAACUCCUUAAGAGGAUUGUUUAGUAUCAUAAUGUCCAGAAUCAGGUAAGCGUCACGACGUUAUCAAUCUGGCACUUUCGACACCAUUAUCAGUUGGCUAAUAGAAUGGCUUCAUUGUCAUUAAACUUCAGCACAAAGACAUCAGAGCAUUACCAACAUCAUUGGACAAAAAUAGUGUUUAAGAAAAUAUGGUAAAUAUAGACGAAGUAAGGUGUACGGUUUUCCCUGGAGGUAAGUAUGGCUAAUAUAUGAGUAUUAAAUAUGUUGCCCGCAUAUAAUAUAUGAGUAUUAAAUAUGUUGCCCGCAUAUAAAGUAUGGUUAACAUAUGAGUAUUAGAUAUGAACACCCGUGCGAUGAAAACAAAAGUGAAUGAUUUCCGUGGAUAUGUAAGGAACGGAAGAUAUUGUUUUCUCGUAUUUGUCUUGGAACCGGAAAUGACACGCUAUUCAAUUUCGCAAUAAAAGCAGUGUUGUACGUCACGCACUCUCACGCAGUAGACCGACACGUCACCGCGAUGCGGGGUUGUGUAGGUCUAAAACACUAAAGUAUGCAAAUUAUAUAAUUUUUUUUUUUUAAAUUAAUUAAUUAUACUUAUUUGGUCAUAUCUCCUUUUGCAGGUUGUUACCCACGCGGCACCUUUUCAGUGCCAUUGAAUUCGAUCAUUUAUCCGUGUUUUGUUUUUUGUUUUUUUAACGGCGUGGCGUCUUUUUGUUACGUUGCAGACACCAAACGUCACGUCACCUUAUGCGAAGACCUUUACUUUGAAACGCCCGCAGCGGCGGCUCAGCCUUUAAAGUGCGGCUGCUUGCUCGCCCUCCCCUGCAUUAGUGCUGCAGCUGCGCGCGCACACACACAGGCUCUCAGGUCGGCGGUGGAUCUCCUGGAUCUAGUGGAUUUGCUCCUUUUUUUUUUUUCUUUUUUUUUUCCACGCGCAAGGGAUCGCCUUUCGGGUGAUAACGCGCCGGAUUGGACGCAUUUAGUGACGAUGCGCUGAGGAGAAAAAGCGCGCCGCGUCGUGGGCUGUGAUCAUCCCUGAGAGCCGCAGUGAAGGCGACGAAUCAGCAUCAGGGAGACCCGCUUGGAAAGGGGGGGAAUCUCGACCCUCCACGGGGGGUGAUAGGUGGAGAGAGAAAAAAAAAAAAAGAGAGAGAGAGAGAGAAGAAAUCUAAAUUAUGGCCACCUUACUGCGGAAGAUCGGUCUGAUCCGCCUGCACGACCGAGACACGGAGGACCCCAAGCACCACCAAGGCUCCUUGAAGGGCAGCAAAGGGAGCCAGAAGAGCAACAAACUCUGCCAGACCGCCAACGAGAGCAACAUCCUCAGCACGCCGGAGAUCAAAGCGAGGAAGCUGGACCAGAACGCCAAGGACAGGGACAAGGAGAAGGAGAAGGAGAAGGCCAGCAAGGAUGCGAGCAAGGAGAGGCAGCAGCCGCAGCAGACCGGAGGAGGUGGGAAUAAAAGCACCGGAGCCUCCUCCGUCCCCGCAGCGGCGCCGGCGCCGCACCGGCAACACUGCAGCCAAGUGCGCACUCGGCGGCUGAUGAAGGAGCUGCAGGAGAUCCGCCGGCUGGGGGACAACUUCAUCACCGUGGAGCUGGUGGAGGACAACCUGUACGACUGGAACGUCAAGCUGCACCAGGUGGACAAGGACUCUGCGCUGUGGCAGGACAUGAAGGAGACGAGCACCGACUUCAUCCUGCUCAACGUCACCUUCCCCGACAACUUCCCCUUCUCGCCGCCCUUCAUGCGCGUGCUGACGCCGCGCCUGGAGAACGGCUACGUGCUGGACGGCGGCGCCAUCUGCAUGGAGCUGCUGACCCCCCGCGGAUGGUCCAGCGCCUACACGGUGGAGGCGGUCAUGAGGCAGUUCGCCGCCAGCCUCGUCAAAGGACAGGGACGUAUAUGUCGGAAAGCCGGCAAGUCCAAGAAGGCGUUCAGCCGCAAAGAAGCCGAGGCCACCUUCAAGUCCCUGGUGAAGACCCACGAGAAGUACGGCUGGGUGUCUCCGCCCGUGUCGGACGGCUGAGCGCCACCUCCGCCCGGGCGGGCCUCCACACACACACCACGCUAACUCCACCACCUUUUUCUUCUUCUGCUCUCGCUUUCUUUGGAGCUUUUUUUUUUCUGUUUCCUUCACCAUCAGGAAGUGACUUUGUGUUGCCCUCGCUCUCACCCUGGGAGGCUCCUCCCCCGUUUUAGGAGCGGCCUGAGAGGGAGUGUGCACUCGUCUCCCUCGCCAUCUUUCCUCAUCGCCUCAUUUGCAUAGAAAUGAAGCUGUUAAUGUUUCAUCUUUGUCCUCACCUUGGAUGCAACAUGAAGAUUGUACAUGGCGCUCGCUCGCCCACACACACUCUCUCUCUCUCUCUUUUUGUCUCUUCGUGGCUAAAUUUAGCGCGCCGGCGUAGAUCUGUAUGAUUUGUAAAGAGGAGGAAGAAAAGCAGUCACGUGUUGCAUUAUGCAGAGACUUUGUGUCGCGUGUAGAAUCAUCUCUUUGUGUAAGUGUGUGUGUGUGUGUGAGACAUGUAGAUGAAGGCCAAGUGUGUGUGUGUGUGUGUGUGUGAGACAUGUAGAUGAAGGCCAAGUGUGUGUGUGUGUGUGUGUGUGUGUGUGAGACAUGUAGAUGAAGGCCAAGUGUGUGUGUGUGUGUGUGUGUGAGACAUGUAGAUGAAGGCCAAGUGUGUGUGUGUGUGUGUGUGUGAGACAUGUAGAUGAAGGCCAAGUGUGUGUGUGUGUGUGUGUGUGAGACAUGUAGAUGAAGGCCAAGUGUGUGUGUGUGUGUGUGUGUGAGACAUGUAGAUGAAGGCCGAGUGUGUGUGUGAAGAGGGGGCGUGGCCCUUUAAAAAGGGAGAAUGAGAGUCCUGCCAACACCGGGUGUGUAAAACUACCAAAGUGCAGCCAAAUGGGCGGAGCUGGUGCGCACACCUUUCCCUGCGCCCGCAUGGCUUGACGGGAGAUCGCCAUUUUCACGUGAAUGUAGGCUCCAGCGCACCACAUGA